Loxodonta africana (African savanna elephant) is the source of this 11346-nucleotide messenger RNA. It is a transcript of the gene RPP40, whose product is annotated as ribonuclease P/MRP subunit p40. Gene Ontology annotation, biological process: tRNA 3'-end processing; endonucleolytic cleavage in ITS1 to separate SSU-rRNA from 5.8S rRNA and LSU-rRNA from tricistronic rRNA transcript (SSU-rRNA, 5.8S rRNA, LSU-rRNA); tRNA 5'-leader removal. The transcript has 9 exons. The record is from RefSeq and is a predicted model, not a curated record. Gene Ontology annotation, cellular component: multimeric ribonuclease P complex; ribonuclease MRP complex. NCBI's taxonomy places the organism in Eukaryota, Metazoa, Chordata, Mammalia, Proboscidea, Elephantidae. Bases 507 to 1418 code for a protein of 303 amino acids. Gene Ontology annotation, molecular function: ribonuclease P activity; ribonuclease MRP activity.
UGGACGGCCUCAUACUCAGAAUCGGGUAGAGCAUGGCCACCUUGCGAAGCCUGCGGGAGGUGCCGCGGCACCUGCUGGUCUGCGAGAAAUCCAACUUUGGUCACGGCAAGUCCCGCCACCGGCACCUCGUGGAGACGCACUAUCACAAUUACCGGGUCCUUGGAUGGCCCUGGGUGGUGCAAACGAUUUGGAGUGGACUACUAACCUAGGAAUGGAAGUUCACAUCCACUCAGUGAUGCUGCAGAAGAAAUGCCUGGCCAUCUGCUUCCAUAAAGAUUACAGCCGAGGAAACUCUAUGGCAGUUUUACGGAGUUCUACUCUGUAACACAUGGGACCGCCAUUAGUGAGAAUUGACUUUAUAGGUUAUGGAUUAUAUGUCCUUGAAAAUGAAUUAAAGUAGUAAAAGGAAUAGGAAAUAAAAUAUAUUGCUCAUUUGCAAAAGAUAAAAAGUUUCAUUUCUGAUUCCUGAAUGUGGGAUACUAUCAAAGGAGCUGAAAAGCCUGGUCAUGGAAACUGGACCCUAUUACUUUGUGAAGAAUUUGCCUCUUCAUGAAUUAAUUUCACAUGAAUUCAUCAACACGUUUGUAAAGAAAGGUGCAUGCUAUGCACUAACAUACAAUACAAAUAUUGAUGAAGAUAAUACUGUUGCCCUACUACCAAAUGGGAAAUUAAUUUUAUCACUGGAUAAAGACACUUAUGAAGAAACUGGACUUCAAGGUCAUCCGUCUCAGUAUUCUGGCAGAAAAAUCAUGAAAUUUAUUGUUUCCAUUGAUUUGAUGGAUUUUUCCUUUAACCCGGAUUCCAAGAACUAUAAAAGAACAUCUUGGUCCUUCAAAGAAAAGAAGCCGUUAAAAUUUGAUUUUCUUUUGGCUUGGCAUCCUACAGGUGCAGAAGAAUCAACGAUGAUGUCAUACUUUUCCAGUUACCAAAUUCAGGAGCAGCAGCCAGAAAUAGCCCUGAGCACACUGACGGACCUGCAGUGCCCAGUGCUGCAGAGCCAUGCACUCCGGGGGGCAGCUGAGGCAGCCUGCAGCGCCCAGGAGCUCUGGGACUGGCUGGGAGCUGUCUUCAGUCACGUCAACCUAAACAAUGAGCCUAAUAAUUUCUUAUCAACCUAUUACUGUCCUCAGCCAAGCACAGUGGUGACAAAAGCUUAUUUAUGUACAAUCACUGGUUUCCUACUUCCAGAGAAGAUCAAUCUCUUACUGGAACAACUGUGUCACUACUUUGACGAACCAAAGUUAGCUCCUUGGGUUUCCUUGUCUGUUCAAGGCUUUGCAGACAGCCCAGUUUCUUGGAGAGAAAAUGAACAUGGCUUUCGAAAAGGAGGAGAACAUUUGUACAACUUUGUGAUUUUUAAUAACCAGGACUAUUGGCUUCAGAUGGCUGUUGGGGCAAAUGAUGACUGUCCACCAUAAAAACAAUAAAUAAAUAAAUUUAAAAUAAUGUUUUUUAAAUGAUUGUUUUUUAGAUUCUUUAGAUUAUUCAGGCUUAUAGGGUGACGAUCAUUUCUGAUACAAUCUCUUAUAUCAGCCUCAGCUACCAUUCUGCCCUGGACAUAGGGCCUGUCCUCCAGUGAAAAGCUCAUAGUUGGUUUCUGCCUCUCAGCAUGAGCCCAGAGAGUGGUUUACCACAUGAUUGGGGGGAGGGGCUGGAUGGCCAGAGGACCGGGUGUCAUUGGACCAUUGGGUAAGGUGGUUGGUGUUACACAGGAUGAAAAUGUUUCAACGUUUUCAAGUAAUAAAUCCUUAUACUUACCCAAGCGAGGCCCUGUUUUAAGUUGUGUUCAUAUAUUAACUCAUUUAUUUCUGUGGCACAACAUAGAAACAAGCUACCCAGUGUCAGACUGCUAGUGGAUCUGAGACUUGACCUCAGUGCAGACUAGUUCCUGAGUGUGUUUUUACUCUACUACCCCUGGAUCAGAGCCCUGGUGGUGCAAUGGUUAAGAGCUACAGCAAGCUAUGGCUGCUAACCGAAAAAGGGCGCCAGUUUGAAUCCACCAGCCGCUCCUUAGAAACCCUGUGGGGCAGUUCUGCUCUGUCCUGCAGGGUCCUAUGAGUUAGAAUUGACUCAACGGCACUUAACAGCACAACAGCAAUUCUGGAUCAGAGAGGGGUAUGUCAGUACUGUAAAUUGUUAAAGAGCAAGUUGAAAGAAUUUUAUUUCCAGCAGUAUGUCUGAUUAGAUAUAAGGACCUGCUGAAAACAACUAAAAUCUGGAGUAUAUAUCAAGAACGAUUUUAAAAAAUGUAUCAAUGAGCUGCAAAAUAUUUCUCAAAGGCAAAAAAAAAUUUUGAAAAGUGGUACAAAAUAAGAAUCCUCAAAAAAAUAAAAAAUAUGGAAGUAGAAGCCCAGAGGAGUAUUUAGGGCACUGAUGCCACUUUUUACUCUUAGGACAUUUGCCAGCCAAAUGUCAAAUUGAACUUGGCUUUUCAAAAAAGCCUGGGAUGGGGAAGGGACGAUAAACAGCAGAGAAAAGCCUAGGGCCUGCCCAAAGUAGGAAGACUAUAGGAGACCUCAUAAAGUUGAGACCUACCCCCGCCCCCAAAAGAGAGAGGUUUAGCAUAAAAAUGAACUAUGAAUAAAUCUGUUCCAUUCUACCUUCCUCCCCAGGAACAACAAGAAAGAUUGUCCCAAGGGCAGCCCAUAAGCUGGGUAGUCUUAAUAAGUGUCCGCUUAAAAUUUAAAGUGAUACCAGGUUUUUAGUGCCUUCCAGGUGACUGGCAAAAGCAAAAUAGAUUCUUUUUGGAGGAACUCAGAGAUAGUUUCAAGGAGUAUGAGUUCACAGUCACAAAUCACAAACAAAAUAGGCAUCAUGAGCAAGAGCCAGCAAAAACAAGGCCGAAGAAACAGACCUACAAAGACUUAAGAUAUUAGAAUUACCAAACACAAAAUAUAUUUUUAUGCCUAAAGAACAGGAAUUGUAGAACAUGAAUAUAAAAAUGAUCAAGCAGGUUGGGAAACUUACCAAAUGAAAGUACCAAAUGAAAAAUAUUGGAAUUGAAAUUAAAAGUGCAAUGGAUUGGUUUAACAGCAGAUUAGACAGCACUGAAAAGAUAAUUCAUAAUAAAGACAUUUUCAAACAUAAAAUCUGAGACUUUAUCACCAGCAGACCCACACUACAAGAAAAGUUAAAGGACGUCCUUCAGGUAGGAGGAAAUUGAUAGCAAAUGGAAAUCUGGAUUUGCACAAAGGAAUGAAGAACAAUGGAAAUGGUAACAACAUGGAUAAGUAUAUAAGAAGUAUUAAGCCUCUUUAAAAAGAUAAUUGCUUAAACAAUAAUAAAGGAGUGUGGGAUUUAUAACACAUGUAAAAGCAAAAUGGAUGACAGUGAUGGCAUAAAGACCAGAUUGAAGAAAUAAGUAUGCUAUUGUAAGUAAGGUUAUUAAACUAUAUGUGAAGUGAUAUCACUUGAAGGUAGACUAUGAUAAGUAAAAAAUGGAUACUAUCAACCCUUAAGCAACCAUUAACAAAACACAAAGUUGUAGCUAAUAAACCAACAGAGGACAUAGAAUCAUAAAAAAAUACUUCAUUGGGCCCAGAGGAGCCAACACAAUCUUGAAAAAGAACAAGUAGGAAGACACACUUCCUGAUUUCAAAGCUUACUAGAAAGUGUGGUACUUGUAUAAUGAUAGACAUUGACUGCUGGAAUAGAAUUGAGUCCAGAAAUAAAGCCAUACAUCUAUGUUCAACUGAUUUUUCUGCAAGAAUCCCAUGUCUAUUCAAUGGGCAAGCAAUAGUCUUCAACAAGUAGUGCUGGAAUAACUAGAUCUCCACAUGCAAAAGAAUGACCUUGAAACAAUACCUCGCACCAUGCACAAAAAUUAACUCAAAAUGGAUCAAUGAACUAAAUAGAAGAACUAAAACCAUAAAACUUCUGGAAGAAAAAUAUAGAGGUAAAGCUUCUUGACUUUGUUUUUGACAAUGAAUUCUUAGAUAUACCAAAAGCAUAGGCAACAAAAGAAAAAAUAAAUUGGACUUCAUUAAAAUUAAAAAUUUUUGUGCAUCAAAGGACUUUAUCAACAAAAUGAAGAGACAGCCUAAAAAUGGGAGAAAAUAUGUGUCUAAAAAAAUUAAAUAUCUUAAAUAUGUAUAGAACUACAACUCAACAAAAAAGACUAGCAUCCCAAAUAAGUAAUGGGCAUUUCUCCAAAGAAGUAUUCAAAUGGUCAAUAGGCACAUAAAAGGAUGCUUGGUGUCAUCAGUCAUUGUUGUUAGGUGUCACCAUGUUGGCUCUGACUCGUAGUGACUUUAUAUAUAACAAUAAAAUGUUGCCCAGCCCUGUGUCAUCCUCAUGAUUGUUGUAUGUUUGAGUCCAUUGCUUUGAUUAUUGUGUCAGUCUAUCUAAUUGAGAGUUUUCCUUGUUUUCACUGACCCCCUACUUUCCAAUCAUGACUGUCCUUUUCUAGCGGUUGAUAUUUCCUGAUGGUAUGUCCAUAAUAAAGCUGAGGCAAAACCACAAUGAGAUACCACUUCAAACCCACUAGGAUGGUUACUAUCCGAAAAACAGAAAAGCAGUUUUAGUGAGGACACAGAGAAAUUUGAACCCUUCUGCAUUGCUAGUGGGUAUGUAAAAUGCAGCCACUGUGGAAAACGGCUUGGUGGUUCCUCAAAAAUUUAAACAUAGACUCACCAUCCCACAUAAAAAAAAUAUGACCCAGCAAUUCCACUCCUGGCUAUAUACCCAAAAAUAUUGAACGCAGUACACUAGUGUUCAUUGCAGCAUUCGUCACAGUAGCCAAAAGUGUAAACAACUCAAGUAUCCAUCAACAGAUGAAUGGAAAAUCAAAAUGUGAUAGAUACAGCUAUAGAAAUAAAACCAAAAAAAAAAAAAAAAAAAACCAAACCCAUUGCCGUUGAGUUGAUUCCGACUCAUAGCAACCCUAUAGGACAGGGUAGAACUGCCCCGUAGAGUUUCCAAGGAGCGCCUGGCGGAUUUGAACUGCCAUCCUUUAGGUUAGCAGCCGUAGCACUUAACCACUGCACCACCAGGAUAUCCAGCUAUAGAAAUAGAUAAUGGAAUAUUAUUCAGCCAUAAAGAGAAAUGAAGUUCUGACAUGUUUCAACAUGGAUGAAUCCUGAAAAUAUGCUAAAUGAAAUAAGUCAGACACAAAAGGGCAAAUAUUGUAUGAUCCCACUUACAUGAACUAUCUAGAAUAGGCAAAUGCAUAAGAGACAAAAGUUUAUUAGUGGUUACCAGGAGCUGGGAGUAAGGGGAGUGAUGAGUUACUGCUUAAGGGAUACUGAGUUUCUGUUUGGGGUGAUAUAAAAUUUUUGAAAAUAGUGGAGAUGAUUACCCAACAUGGUGAAUGUAAUGUCACUGAAUUAUACACUUAAAAAUGGUCAAAAUUGCAAUUUUUUGUCAUAUAUCAUUUACCACAAUAAAAUUUAAAAAUAAUACUUGGUUAAUCCAAAAGAAGGCAGAAAAAAGUAAAAGAGAACGAAGAACAGAGGAGAUAAAUACAAAACAACAAAAUGAUAGACUCAAACCUAACUAUAUAAUAACUAUGUUAACUAUAAAUCCUCAAAAUACCCCAAGUAAGAGGCAGAGAUCAGAUUUAAAAAAGACUGAACUAUAUUCUGCCUACAGGAAAGAUACUUUACUGGAUGAACCCCCAAAACUAUUAUCCCGAAAUAAUCUUUAAACCUUAAACAGAAGACACCCCCUGAAGUUUUCUUAAAACCAAACAAUAUUUUAGCUUAACUAGUAGUGAAUGUCUACCUUGAGCAUUGUGCUCUUUUAAGAACUAUCUAUGUGGCAUCAAAUUGAAAACAACUAAAAAGAUUAGAUACGAAAUCUAAGGGGCAGUGAGUUUAUGUUAAUGGAGGAGGACAAUUCAGAAAAAAAGGGUGAGAACGGUUGCACAGGAAUGUAGUCAGUGUCACUGAAUGGUACAUGUAGAAAUUGUUGAAUUGGUGUAUCUUCUGAUGUGUAUAUUCUCAAAACAACAAAAAAUAAAUUAUAUAUUAAAAAAGAAAGAUACUUGAAAUAUAAAAAUACAAAUAAGAGCCAAACAAUGGAAAAAGAUACAAUGCUAGUCAAAAGAAAGCUGUGGUGGCUAUGUUAAUAUCAAAUUACAUUUCAGAGCAAAAUAUAUAUAUUACCAAGGAUUAAAGAAGGUAAUUUCAUAAUGAUAAUAAAGAGGACAUAACAAGUCUAAAUAAUUUUUACCUAAAGCGGAGUUCCCCAAAAUAUGUGAGGCAAAAGCUAAUAGAGCUUCAAGGAGAAAUAGUCAGAGGUUUUAAUACUGCUCUCUCAAUAAUCAGUGGAAACCCUGGUGGCAUAGUGGUCCGGUGCUAUGGCUGCUAAUGAAGAGGUCAGCAGUUUGAAUCCGCCAGGUGCUCCUUGGAAACUCUAUGGGGCAGUUCUACUCUGUCCUAUAGGGUCGCUGUGAGCCGGAAUUGACUUGACCGCAGUGGGUUUGGUUUUUGGUUAAUAAUCGAUAGAACAAGUAGACAGAAAAUCAUCAAAAACAUAGUAAAACUUGAAAAACACCAACCGACUUGGUAUGGUCAAUAUAUAUCCACCCUACAACAUCAGAAUGCAAGUUUUUUAUUGUAUGAGACCAUUAUUGUAAAAACUCAUGAAAAGAUUUACACACAAAAAGAAACAAUCUUUGAUGGUUAUGAGGGGGGGAGGAGUAAGGAUUUGAAAACACUAAAUAAGAUAAGUGGUAACUUUGGUGAAGAGUAAGACAGUACACAAUACUGGGGAAGCCAGCACAACUUGUACAAGGCAAGGUCAUGGAAGCUCCAUAGAUACAUCCAAACUCUCUGAGGGGCCAAACUGCUGGGCUGAGGACUGUGGGGACCAUGGUCUUGGAGAACAUUUAGCUCUACUGGUGUAACAUAGUUUAUAAAGAAAAUGUUCUACAUUCUACUUUUGUCUGUAGCGUCUGUGGUCUUAACAGUCUGUGAGUGGCCAUCUAGGAUACUCCACUGGUCUCACUCCUUCAGAAGCAAGGGAGAAUGAAGAAAACUAAAGAUACAAGGGAAAGAUUAGUCCAAAGGACUAAUGGACCACAACUACCACAGCUUCUACCAGACUGAGUCCAGUACAACUAGAUGUGCCCAGCUACGACCACUGACUGCUCUGACAGGCAUCACAAUAGAGGGCCCCGGAAAGAGCGGGAGAAAAAUGUAGAACAAAACUGUAACUCACACACACCCCCCAAAAAAAAAACCCAAAAACCCAAAAAAACAGACUUACUGGCCUGACAGAGACUGGAGAAACCCUGAGAGCAUGGCCCCUGGACACCCUUUUAGCUCAGUAAUGAAGUCACUCCUGAGGUUCACCCUUCAGCCGAAGAUUAGACAGGCCCAUAAAACAAAACAAGACUAAAGGGGAACACCAGCCCAGGGGCAAGGACUAGAACGCAGGAGAGGACAGGAAAGCUGGUAAUAAGAAACCCAAGUUUGAGAAGGGAGAGUGUUGACCUGUCAUGGGAUUGUUAACCAAUGCCUUAAAACGAUGUGUACUAACUUUUUAAUGGGAAGCUAGUUUGUUCUGUAAACCUUCAACUAACGUACAAUAAAACAUUUUUUAAAAGGAUACUAUGACCAAGAAAAAAAGAAUACAAAUGUUGCUCCAGUGCACACAGAACAUACAUGAAGAAAGACCACAUUAUGGCCCAUAAAAAAGUCAAUAAAUUAAAAAAUACUCAUUAUACAAAGUAUAGUCUCUGAUUACAAUGGAAUUAAACAUCAAUAACAGAUUGUUGAAAAUCCUCAAACAUUUGGGAACUAUGUUCUAAGUAAUCUUCUAAAUAAAUAAUCUGUGGGUCAAAGAAGAAAUCUGGAGGGAAAUUAGUAAUUUGAAACAAAUGAAAAUAAAAUCAGCGUGUCAGCAUUUGUGAGUUGCCGCUAAAGCAGUACUUAGAGAGAAAUUUAUAUCAUUAAAUACCUAUGUUAGAAACAAAGAAAGGUCCUAAAUUAGUGACCUCAGUCUCCAUCUUAAGAAACUAGAAAAACAAGAGCAAAUUAAAUCCAAAGUAAGCAAAGAAAAGGAAUAAUAAAGAUCAAAGUGGAAAUCAAUGAAAUAAAGGAAAACAGUAGAGAAAAAUCAAUGAAUCCAAAAGCUUGUUCUUUGGAAAGAUCAAUAAAAUUAAUAAAUGUCCAACCAGGUUGAUCGGGAAAGAGAAAAGACACAAAUUACCAAUGAGAGAGGCAACAUCACUACAAGUCUUACAGAUGUUAAAAGGUAAAAGAAUAUUAGGAAAAAAAAAAAAAAGUUGCCCUUGAGUUGAUUCUAACUCAUGACAACUCCAUGUGUUCACAUUCAACAGUGUAUAUGAACCCCACAAACUCCUUGAAAGACACAAAUUAUCAAAGUUCACUCAGGAAGAAAUAGCCUGAAUAGGCCUGUAUCUAUUAAUUGAAAUUGUAGUUAAAAUCCUUCCCAUAAAGAAAAUCCAGGCCCAGAUGCCUUCAGUGGAAGAGAGAAUACAAAUUCUACACAAACUCUUCCCAAAAAUCAAAGAGAAGGGAAUACUUCUCAGCUCAUUCUGUACGGCCAGUGUUACCCAGACAAACAUAAGAAAAUAAAGUUACAGGCCAGUAUUCCUCCUGAACAUACAUGCAAAAAUUCUAAACAAAAUUUUAGCAAAUAGAAUUCUACAAUGUAAUAAAAGUAAUAAAUCAUGAACAAGUGAGGUUUAACCCAGGAAUUCUGUGUUGAUUUAACAUUCAAAUAUCAAUGCAAUUCACCAUACAAAUAAACUAAAAAAUUAAAUCAAAUGACCGUUUCAAUCAAUACAGAAAAAGUAUUUGGCAAAAAUCUAACAUCCAUUUCUGAUUAGAUAAAUUAAAAAAAAGAAACUGUCAAGCAAACUAAAAAUAGCAGAGAACUUCCUCAGUGUGAUAAAGGACAUUUAUGAAAACGCUACGGCUAACAUACUUAACCAUGAAAGACUGAAAAGCUUCCCCCUAAGAUCAGGAACAAAUCAGGGCUGUCUGCUCUCACCACCUCUAUUCACCAUUUUCCUGGAAAUUCUAGACAGUACAAUCAGGUAAGAAGCAGGAAUAAAAGGAAUCCAGGUUGGGAAAAAAAGAAAUAACACACUUUAUUCACAGAUGCAUGAUUGUCUAUGUGGACAAUCUGAUGGAAUCUCUACCAUGUACAAAGAAGUGCAAAGUACAAAGAAGUACAAUGUACGAAGUAGUACAAAGAAGUGCAAAGUACAAAGAAGUACAAUGUACGAAGUAGUACAAAGAAGCUAUUAGAACUAAUAAGUGAGUUUAUCAAGGUUAAAGGGAAAUUUUGAGUUUCAAGGGGAGACCAGGGUUUGAUUCCCAGCAAGUGCACCUCAUGCUCAGUGUGAUGGUUAAGGCUGUGUGUGAACUUGGCUGAGCCGUGAGUCUCAAUGGUUUGGCAGUUAGGUAAUGAACUAUCCUCUUUUGUAACAUGAUGUAAUCAUCCUCCAUGAUAUGAUCUGAUAUGAUCAGCCAGUCAGUUGUAGGGGAGUUUCCUUGGGAGUAUGGCCUGCAUCCAAUAUAUAUCAACAUUCUGUCAAAUCUCAUUCACUCGUUCCGGAUUCUGCAUCCGGCUUGUCAUCAACCGACCUUUGGUUCUUGGGACUUGAGCCAACGGCCUGCCAUCUGACCUGCCAAUUCUGGGAUUCGUCAGCUUCCACAGCCCCAGGGUUCAACAACCUGUUAUCUGACUUAGUUCAUCAGCUCCUGCAACCACAUGAAUCAGGAGAAGACUCCAGCCUGAUGCCUGACCCACAGAUUUAGAACUUGCCAGCCUCCACAGCUGUGUGAACUAUUUCCUUGAAAUAAAUCUCUCUAUAUAUAUUUAUAUAUACAUUUCACUGGUUUUGCUUCUCUAGAGAACCCAGCCUAAGACACAGCCACCACCUAUCUAUCAGUGGAGGCUUUACGUGUUGCCAUGAUGCUGAGCAGUUUCCAGCGGAGCUUGCAGACUAAGAUGGACUAGAAAGUAUGGUCUGGUGAGCCACUUCUGAAAAUCAGCCAGUGAAAGCCCUAUGGAUCACAACAGUCCAGUCUGCAACUGACCAUGAAGAUGGCAUAGGAUAAGGCAGCAUUUUGUUCCAUUGUGUAUGGGUUUGCCGUAUGUCGGGGCCUGACUCGACUGUAGCUAACAACAACAACAUCAAGGUUACAAGAUACAAGAUCAAUGUACAAAAGUCAAUUCUACUUUGAUAUACUAGCAAUAAACAAUUGAAGUAAAAAUCCAACAUUUACCAUAGGAUGAAACAUAUGAACCAGUAAUGAGUCUGGCAAAAAAUGUGAAAGACCUGUACACUACAAAAUAUUCCUAUGAUAAUUAAAGAAGACCUAAAUAAAUGGAGAGAUAUACCUUGUUUAUGAGUCAGAAGAUUCCAUAUUGUUAAGAUGUCAAUUCCCCGAAAACUGACCUGUAGAUCCAAUGCAAUCCCAAUCAAAAUCCCAGCAGGCUUUUGUGUGUGUGUGUAUGUGUGUAGAAAUUGAAAAGCUUAUUUUACAAUUUAUGUAGAAUUGCAAAGGACCUAAGAUAGCCAAAACAACUCUGAAAAUGAAGAACAAAUUUGGAGGACUAACAUUACCUGAUUUCAAAAAUUAUUCUAAAACUACAGCAAUUGAGACAGAACCAAUUAAGAAGAAUCAAUAGAUCAGUGGUAAAGGGCUUGUGUCCAAAAUAUAUAAAGAACUCUCAAAACUCAUCAGUAAGAAAAACAAUCCAGUUAGAACAUGAACAAAUAUUUCACCAAAGAAGAUAUAAAGAUGGCAAAUAAGCUAAUGAAAAAAUACUCAUCAUUAGCCAUUAGAAAAGUGCAAAUUAAAACCACAAUGAGAUAUCAUUACACUCCUAUUAGAAUAGUUAUAAAGAAAUUUAUGUAACAUUUUAUAAAUAAAAAAAAUUGAUAGUAUCAAAUUCUGCCAAGGAUGUGGAGAAGCUGGAACUCUAUUACAUUGCUUGUGGGAAUGUAAAAUGUCACAGCCAUUGUGGCAUAUAGUUUGGCAGUUUUUAAUGAAACUAAUAUUAAAUUGCCAUAUAAUCCUGUAUGUAUAUUAUGCAUUUUUUGUAAUACUCUCAAACCACAUAUGUACAAGGCAGUGUUAGUGUAUGUUUCUGUAAUAUGUAUAAGGCAUUGUUAUGUUCCAUAUAUGCUCUUAAGCCACAGAUGCACAAGUCACUUAUAAAGUGACUUAAAGUAUAAAAUUUCUGAACUUAAAAACAGAAAAAUAGAAGCAUGUGAAGAAUGGUGAACAACCUCUAAUUGACUUUGCCUUUAGAUGUUGUGAUAAAAGUAAAUAUAACAUCUUUGUAAACCAGCCUUGAGACGUAAGUAAAUUGUAAACAACCUCACUAAUCUCUAAUUUGAGGAAAGGAUGCAAUAUUUUG